AUGUGCAUAUUUCUAAAUAAUCAUGUGAGUGUAAGUCAGGUGAUACCGGUUCAUAAAUCAGAAUAUUAUUUGAUCCACUAAAGCAAAAGUAAAAAUAAUUCAAUAACUAAAAUGGCUUCAAAUUUCGAGAGUUCAAUUUAUAGAGGAUCAGAUUUGUUCUUUGACUUUUCACGUUUCACUUGUCUGGGAAAUGACAGAAACACAGAGGCUGAGGUUUAUUGUAAGGACUGUUCCAAGGUUUAUUGUGGCAAAUGUUUGGAGUACCAUAACUUUCUAUACCAGAAGCAUGCAACUUUGGACAAGAAAAACAUCAGCAAGUGGCCUGUUUCCAAUGCAACAAUUGAUGCCCUAGAGCAAUGUCAGGUGCACAAGGACAGGAAAUUGGAAACAUUCUGUGAGGACCACAGUGAGCUGAUGUGUACAGUCUGUCAUGUCUACAAACACAAGAAAUGCAGCAAUGUUGUACUCAUACCUGAUAAAGUGAAAGACCUGCGCCAGAAAGGAGAUUUCAAACAGUUGUCAGCAAUUCUCAAUACAUUACAUGAACAGUUGAUUCAGAAGAAAGAUGACCUUGAGAAAAGUAUGAAGUCCCUUAAAAGAUUCUUCAAGAACAUUCUGAAAGAAAUCAAUGGUUUACGCAAGGCAAUCAAUGAUUCUUUGGAUCAACUGGAGAGAAAUACCAUCAAGGAGUUAGAUGCACUACUGGCUGAAUUGAGGACAUGUAUUCAAAUUGAUAAUGAAAACUGCAUUGAGUCUUUGAAAAAGAUGACAUCUGUAAAAGAAGAUUGGCUAAAGAAAAAAGUGAAGCAAUCCAGAUGAUUUUGUACAGAAAAUGCCUAGAUCAGUCUGUCAAGACCAAAACGGUUUUACAAGAAUUAACAGUAAAGAAUGAUAUGAAACUGAGCUUUACACCUGAUACAACCAUCCAACAAGCCUUGUCCACCACUUCAGGAUUUGGACAAUUACUCAUACAUGAAAACACAGUGACCAGAGAGUCAAAACCUGAAGCAUGUUGCCCAGUACGCAGCCAAAAUGAUCACGAAGAUAAAACAAGUGAUACCAACAAGCAAGGCUUGGUUUCCAGUCCAGUAUCAAGAACAGCCAGACAAGCUGAAAAAGGGAACCAAACAAGUGUUCUUAACAAGCCAGAUCAGAUUGACAAUCAAAUAUCAGUAACAUCUAGACAUGGUGACAUUGCACAACAAAAAACUGCUGUCAACAAGCCAGACAAUGUUUCCAAUCCAAUAUCCUAUUCAUCUACACAACCUAACAUUACAAGUGAUGUGAACAAGCCAGGUCAGAUGUCUGAUACAGGAACAAGUUCAUCACGUCAGUUAGUUCAUGGAUAUCAACCAAGUGGCAUCAGCAAGUCUGAUUCAAACCAUCAAACUCAUUAGAGUGAAGAGUAGUAAGAUGUAUAGUGUGAAGAUUGAGAGGGAUCGGUGCGAAUGCUGCAUAACAGGUAUAUGUGUGACAGCUACUGGAGAACUCCUCAUCACAGACCAGGCAAACUAUAAAGUUAAGCUGCUGGAUCAGACCUACAAGGUGAUGGCCCACUUUGACUUGUCUGAUGUACCAAACUCCAUGUUCAGCAUUGACUCCAGUCUAGUGGCUGUUGCUGUGUGUAACAAUGGAGUUCACUUCAUCAGAGUGACCAAUGGUCAACUGGUGCAGGAAAGGACACUGGCGCUCAAACAUAUCUGCAAGGGAAUUGCCCAUCACCAGGGCAACCUGUACAUUACAUAAGGCACAGCCCUGUAGCACUACAAUGUGGAUGGAACACUGAUGAGCAAGAUGUAUCAAGAUAAAAUAACAAGUUGGACAGUAACAUCCUGUGCAGUGGGUCCAGAUGGAGACAGGAUAUAUGUGCUCAACUGGGAAAGUGGCCAGCUGGUCACACUGUCCAGGGAUGGCAAAGUGAUAUCUAAACUCACUGACCCUGCACUGCCAACUAGACAGGGAUGGAAGUUUCUAAUUGGAAAUAUCUCAUCUAGCCUCCAUGUGACAGCCUCUGGACAAGUUCUGGUAUGUGGAGCCAAUUCAGAUACAAUAUUCCAGGUGGACAGAGAUGGGAAACAGAAACUCUCAGAAGUGGUUAGAGAGAAGCAUAGACAACCAGCAUCAGUCUACUAUAGUAAACAUACAGGAAAUCUAAUUGUGGGAAUGAAAUAUAAUAAUGACAUUACGGUAUUUAGCAAACACUGAGUUUUUUAAUAGUUCAUAGUUAAGAUUUAAAUGUACUUUCUAUACAUAAGUCAUUUAGAAAUGCAUUACAGGCACAUUUACUGUUUGAAAUAAAACGUAUUCAAUACAUACAAAUAAUCAAAUUAUUCCCUUAAAAUAUUGAAUUUUUAAAUUAAACAAGGGCUGUUUGUAAAACAUGCAUGCCCCCCAUAUGGGCUGUCAGUUGUAGUGACAUUGACCUUUGACCUGGUGACCUGAAAAUCAAUAGGGGUCAUCUGCCAGUCAUGAUUGAUGUACCUAUGAAGUUUCAUGAUCCUAGGCCUAAUUAUUCUUGAGUUAUCAUCAGGAAACCAUUUUACUGUUUCAAGUCACUGUGACCUUGACCUUUGACAUAGUGAUUUGAAAAUCAAGAGGGGUCAUCUGCCAGUCAUUAUCAAUGUAGUCUGAUUUAUAAGACGCACAAAGAAUUUAGAGAUACUUUUAUAUGGGCUUAAUUCUUUGGAACGUCUCAUCGGUGAAGGACCUUUUUUGUGGUGGAAACCAGAAAGUUUAAAUUUUCAUCAAUUUGCGUAAAAUUGCAAAAUAACAUAAUCCACUCAUUCAGUUUUAAUUCAGAAGUCCAUUUUCACCACAAAUAUCGUCGAUUUGAAGUUAGAAAGGCUUAAAUUCUUCAGUCAAACUUCUGCUUAAAACGCAAAACAAUCACUGACAUGUAGCCAUGUCAUGAAACUGAUUUAAAUAUGAACCAAUCAAAAGAAGGCAUUACGGUGUAACGUGUACGUGUAAUUUUAUUUAACAUGAGCUUUUAACACCGACUUUUACCAACUAGAUAAGUAUGCUAAUCUUUGUCGAUUUAAUAAGCAUAUGUUCAAAACAGAUAUGGUGCAGUUUCUAUUCACUCUUCUAAGUUUCAGCAAGUUUUUAUGCAUGUCUUUUUGCACCUCUGUCUGUGUUGUUUUAUGUACUUAAAUUCUUUGUUACAUAGGACGUUAUACUGUACGAUCUGUAUCAAUAUUAUGUAUGUUCAGUAUAAAAAUAAAAGAUGUAAUUUA
Molecule: messenger RNA, 3236 nt
Organism: Dreissena polymorpha
Lineage: Eukaryota; Metazoa; Mollusca; Bivalvia; Myida; Dreissenidae
Product: E3 ubiquitin-protein ligase arc-1-like
Exons: 3
Coding region: 112-819 (235 amino acids)
Biological process (GO): positive regulation of DNA-templated transcription
Cellular component (GO): nucleoplasm; chromatin
Molecular function (GO): ubiquitin-protein transferase activity; zinc ion binding
Source: RefSeq, a predicted model, not a curated record